GCUCAACCAUCAUUGUUACUUACACUUACUCAUUAUCGUUACGCUUACCUCGCACCCGCUUCUCCAGGAGCACAUCUCAUCUACUUCACUAGCGUGAAGCGUGGACAGUUGCCCACCAUUUUCGCCAACAACCUCUGCAGCUCUCACAACCAACACCGGGGCAGCAGACACUCCUGCCCUUCGCCCAAAGAGUUCUAGUUUGACCCCUACAGAACUCUUUCUUUAACUCUCUAUUAUCUUUCUUGCAUUGCCAGUUACCUCCCCAUCCGGAAGCAUCUGAUCAGCGCAUCACAUAUUCCCACCAUGGCACCAGUCGCUACUUCCAACACCUUCGCCUCCAACGGCAACGGCAACGGAAACGUCAGCAGCAGUCACCCGGUCAACCCCACUGCUGCUCGUCAUGAAGAUAUCCAGUCGAUCCACGUCAACUCGCCCAAUGUCAAGUACACGGACCAGCACAUCACCUCGACCUACGAGUACCUCAACACCCACGUCACGAAGCAGACCUCGGCUGACGGCAAGACGAUCUUUGUAGCCACACCUACGGCCACCACCUAUCAGUUCCGCACCCAGCGUCAAGUUCCCAAGACCGGCCUGAUGCUUGUCGGAUGGGGAGGUAACAACGGUACCACGAUCACUGCUGCUAUUCUUGCUAACAAGCACAACAUUACUUGGCACAACAAGGAGGGACUCCAGAUCCCCAAUUACUAUGGCUCCCUCGUUCGUGCCUCCACCGUCCGUCUCGGUAUGGACCCGGAAACGGGAAGGGACGUCUAUGUGCCCUUCAGCAACGUCGUCCCCACCGUCCACCCGAAUGACUUUGUCAUUGGCGGCUGGGACAUUAGCGGCCUCAACAUGGCUGACUCGAUGACCCGCGCCAAGGUCCUCGACUAUGACCUCCAGCGCCAGAUCGCUCCGAUGAUGAAGGACAUGAAGCCCCUCCCUUCGGUCUACUACCCGGAUUUUAUCGCUGCUAACCAGGAGGAGCGCGCGGACAACGCCAUCGCCGGCACGGACAAGGCUGCCCACGUUGAGCAGAUCCGCAAGGACAUCCGCGACUUUAAGGCCCGCAAUGGUCUCGACCAGGUCGUUGUCGUCUGGACCGCCAACACGGAGCGCUACUCGGACAUCAUCCCUGGCGUCAACGACACGGCUGACGCGCUCCUCCACAGCAUUAAGACCAGCCAUGAGGAGGUCUCUCCCUCAACGGUAUUUGCCGUCGCCUGCAUUCUCGAGAACGCGCCCUUCAUCAACGGCGCCCCGCAGAACACAUUUGUUCCCGGUGCCAUUCAGCUCGCCGAGCGCCACGAGGCGUUUAUCGGCGGCGACGAUCUCAAGACGGGCCAGACAAAGGUCAAGUCUGUGCUAGCCGAGUUCCUCGUCAAUGCCGGUAUCAAGCCGCUGAGCAUUUCGUCUUACAACCACCUGGGCAACAAUGACGGCUACAACCUAUCAAGCGCGCGCCAGUUCAAGUCCAAGGAGAUCUCCAAGUCGUCUGUCGUCGACGACUGCACAGCUGCCAACCACCUGCUGUACAAACCGGCUUCGGGCAAGGCAGGUGACAAGGGGGAGCACCCGAACCACUGCAUUGUUAUCAAGUACAUGCCUGCCGUCGGCGACCAGAAGGUUGCCAUGGACGACUACACGAGCGAGCUCUGCCUCGGCGGCCGCAACAGGCUGUACGUGACAAACAUCUGCGAGGACUCGCUGCUCGCGUCGCCGCUGCUCAUCGAUCUCGCCAUCAUGGCGGAGCUGAUGACGCGCGUUAAGUACACCGUCUUCAAGCCAGAGCAGGCGCAAGCUGCCGUCGAGGAGGGAAAGUUCAAGAGCAUGUACAGCGUGUUGAGCUUGCUGUCGUACUCACUCAAGGCGCCCGUCGUUAAGCCCGGCACGGAUGUUGUCAACUCGCUCAACCGCCAGCGCGCCGCUGCGACCAACUUCUUGCGCGCCUGCAUCGGCCUCGCGCCUGAGAGCGACCUGCUGCUCGAGACGCGCACCUGGUAGACGGAUGGCCACACGCUGCGCUCGCCUUGCAUCCUGCCCGGCUGCGCGUUGCAAGAUGUAUGCAGUUGCUCCGUCGCGCUCCUAAUUGACCUGUGUACAGAAUUCACCUGCUCCAGUAGUAUAAACAUUCUGCACGCAUUAUGUCAACUACAAGGCGAAUUUUGCC
Tilletiaria anomala UBC 951 is the source of this 2170-nucleotide messenger RNA. RefSeq names its product Myo-inositol-1-phosphate synthase. The transcript has 2 exons. Bases 304 to 2004 code for a protein of 566 amino acids. The record is from RefSeq and is a predicted model, not a curated record. NCBI's taxonomy places the organism in Eukaryota, Fungi, Basidiomycota, Exobasidiomycetes, Georgefischeriales, Tilletiariaceae. Gene Ontology annotation, cellular component: cytoplasm. Gene Ontology annotation, molecular function: inositol-3-phosphate synthase activity. Gene Ontology annotation, biological process: phospholipid biosynthetic process; inositol biosynthetic process.